GUGACACCGAAAGAAACCGAGAUCACGGGGGACCGACGGACCGACCACCAGCCGAAGAUAGCACAGUUUGCUGCACGGAGAUCGCCGGCGAAAGCUGUCAUCGCUAGAAAUCGCGGCUCUGCUUACGUCCGUCGGUCGCUCUUCAAAGCAGUUCGGAUUGCAAGUUGCCCCGCCGUCCAUGUAUUGGUGAGCGGUCCGGCGGACUUCUUCGCUAAAUAGAAAAUGUUUCUAGCGCUCCGUUAUUCCACCGCCACUGUCGACCAUGCUUGCCUGGCCAGGCUGUCGAGGCGGCCCCUGUGCAGGCGGACGUUCAGCCGUAGCUCCACCUGUCGAUCGGAAAGUGCGGCCACGCCGGAGCCACCCAAGGGGAUCCCUUACUCCAACCUCUCCGUCGGAGUGCCCAAGGAGCUGUUCAAAAAUGAGCAACGAGUUGCCCUGACCCCCAUCGCCGUCGCAAACCUAACCAAGAAAGGAUUCACGGUCAACGUUGAGGAGCAGGCAGGGCUGGCGGCAAAGUUCAAGAACGAGGAGUAUGAGGCGAGUGGUGCACGCAUCACGGACUGCAAGAGCACCUACCAGUCGGACAUCCUGCUGAAGGUCCGGGCGCCCGUGGAGCUGGACAAGGGACACCUGCGGGAUGGCAGCACUCUCAUCAGCUUCCUGUACCCGGCCCAAAACAGGGCCCUAUUGGACGAGCUGGCCAAGAAGCGCAUGACCGUCUUCGCUAUGGAUGCCAUCCCCCGCAUCAGUAGGGCGCAGGCGUUCGACGCCCUCUCAUCCAUGGCCAACAUCGCGGGCUACAAGGCGGUCAUCGAGGCGGCCAACCACUUUGGACGUUUCUUCACGGGGCAGAUCACGGCAGCAGGCAAGGUGCCCCCUGCGAAGGUGCUGGUCAUUGGCGGCGGAGUGGCGGGUCUGGCCGCCGUGGGCUGCUGCAAGAACAUGGGAGCCAUUGUGCGGGCAUUCGACACCCGGGAGGCAGUCAGGGAGCAGGUCGAAUCUUUCGGGGCAGAGUUCCUCACAGUCAACGUCGCGGAAUCUGGAGACGGGGUCGGUGGCUAUGCCAAAGAGAUGUCCAAGGAGUUUAUUGAAGCUGAGAUGGCUCUGUUCGCCGAGCAGUGCAAAGAGGUGGACAUCAUAAUCACAACAGCACUAAUCCCAGGCAAAAAGGCUCCUCUGCUCAUAACUAAGCAAAUGGUGGAAUCUAUGAAGCCUGGCUCGGUGAUCGUAGACAUGGCGGCGGAGGCGGGGGGCAACGUUGAGACCACGAGGCCAGGAGAGCUGCACGUCCACAACGGGGUGGUGCACAUUGGGUACACCGACCUCCCCAGUCGCAUGCCCACGCAGUCGUCAACUCUGUACGCAAACAACAUUUCCAAGUUCCUCCUGGCCAUUGGGCCAAAGGGACACUACCACAUCGACCUGAAUGACGAAGUGAUUCGCGGUUCGAUCGUCUUGAAGGACGGCGAGCUCCUGUGGCCCCCUCCACCGCCAAAGGUGGUCGCGGCACCGCCUCCGCCACCCACCCCCCUUGCCGCAGAAACUAAGGCGGCAAAGAAGGAAGUCGCAGUACCCGACUACUUCAAGGCCACGCUGAAGGACUCCUUCCUCUACACCGCAGGACUCGCGGGGAUUGUCGGCCUGGGUGUGGUGUCUCCAAAUCCGGCUUUCACCACCAUGACUACCAUUUUCGGACUCUCCGGGAUCGUUGGGUACCACACGGUGUGGGGUGUGACCCCCGCCCUGCACUCUCCGCUGAUGUCCGUGACUAAUGCGGUGUCCGGCAUCACGGCCGUGGGCGGUCUCCUGCUCAUGGGCGGGGGCAUGGUACCGGGCACCGUGCCCCAGGGACUGGCAGCCACGGCCGCCUUCAUCUCCUCCAUCAACAUCUUCGGGGGCUUCCUGGUGACCCAGCGCAUGCUGGACAUGUUUCGGAGGCCCACGGACCCCAGCGAGCACAACUACCUCUACGCCAUUCCCGCCCUGGCCUUCCUGGGAGCAUAUGGCACUGCGGUGAGCAGUGGCUGCACGGACCUUGAGCAGAUGAUGUACCUGGGAUCGUCGCUGUGCUGUGUGGGGGCCCUGGCGGGACUGUCUUCGCAGAAGACCAGCCGCCUGGGCAACGCCCUGGGCAUGAUCGGGGUCUCCUCGGGCAUUGCGGCCACCCUCGGCUCCCUGGACCUGUCUCCCGAACUGGCCGUGCAGGUGGCCGCCUGCAUGGGGGGAGGUGCCGGCAUCGGGCUACUGGUGGCCAAGAAGAUAGAGAUCACGGACCUGCCUCAGUUGGUGGCGGCCUUCCACAGCCUGGUGGGCAUGGCUGCCGUGCUCACCUGCCUGGCCACCUACAUGGUGGACUACUCUACCUUCGCCACGGAUGACGCUGCCAACGUCAUCAAGGCCGCCCUUUUCCUGGGCACCUACAUCGGUGGAGUCACCUUCAGCGGUUCCCUCGUUGCCUACGGCAAGCUGCAGGGCCUGCUGAGUUCCGCUCCCCUGCUGCUGCCUGGUCGUCACGUGCUCAACAGUGGCCUCUUGGCAGCCAACGUUGGUGCCAUGGCCUACUACUUCAUGGACGACAGCAUGGCGGUUGGCCUGGGCUGCCUGGGAACCACGGCUGCACUGUCCACACUCAUGGGAUUCACGCUCACUUCUGCCAUCGGAGGUGCGGACAUGCCCGUGGUUAUCACGGUGCUCAACAGCUACUCCGGCUGGGCCCUCUGUGCUGAAGGGUUCAUGCUCAACAACAAUCUCAUGACCAUUGUGGGGGCUCUCAUUGGCUCCUCAGGAGCCAUCCUCUCCUACAUCAUGUGCAAGGCCAUGAACCGGUCUUUGCCCAACGUGAUCCUGGGAGGCUACGGCACGUCCAGCACGGGCGGCGGCAAGCCAAUGGCCAUCACCGGCACCCAUACGGAAGUGGACAUCGCCGAGACAGUGUCCAUGAUCAGGGACGCCAAGAACAUCAUUGUGACGCCCGGCUAUGGCCUGUGCGUGGCCAAGGCCCAAUACCCGCUCGCCGAGAUGAUCAAGACGCUCCAGGCCGCCGGGAAGAACGUGCGCUUUGGCAUCCAUCCUGUGGCCGGACGUAUGCCUGGCCAGCUGAAUGUCCUUCUGGCCGAGGCGGGAGUCCCCUACGACAUUGUCCUGGAGAUGGACGAGAUCAACGAUGACUUCUCCAAGACUGACCUGGUGCUCGUGAUCGGUGCCAAUGAUACCGUCAACUCUGCUGCCGAGGAAGACCCCAACUCCAUCAUUGCAGGCAUGCCUGUCCUCAAGGUGUGGAAUUCCAAGAAGGUGAUUGUGAUGAAGAGGAGUCUCGGCGUGGGCUACGCCGCAGUGGAUAACCCCGUCUUCUACAAGACAAACACAAGCAUGCUUCUAGGAGAUGCCAAGAAGACGUGCGAUGCCCUCCUACAGAAGGUGCAGGAAACCUACGCCUCCUGAUCUGAGCGUGCGCUCUGCGCCAGAUCUGCGCAUCGCGAUGGAAUUAUUUUAUUAGGUUAUUCACACGUCGUUUUUUUCAGUGACCGUGCCAAUGCGAUUUGAGGAGUGAAGUCACUGAUGGGUCUCAAUUACACUCCUCCGAUUUCCAUUUUAUGUUGGGGUUGCUUUUCAGAUGGGACAAAUAAGAAACAAUCAACGUGUACAUUAGCCAGAUUGCACUCGGUAUGAAUUUUUUUCACUGGAAUGUCCCCUUUUUUUUAAUUGGAGUAUCGUCCGCAACGCAUUUUUCAUGUCAUGCUACGUUUAUAUAAUUUUGGUUUUUGUAUGGAAUAAACUAAGAUUUCUACAAUUUUGGCAAUGACUGA
This is a messenger RNA of Ixodes scapularis (black-legged tick), 3806 nucleotides long. RefSeq names its product NAD(P) transhydrogenase, mitochondrial. Gene Ontology annotation, biological process: NADPH regeneration; proton transmembrane transport. Gene Ontology annotation, molecular function: NADP binding; NAD binding. Gene Ontology annotation, cellular component: mitochondrial inner membrane. The record is from RefSeq and is a predicted model, not a curated record. The transcript has 16 exons. The coding region runs from base 223 to 3441 and encodes 1072 amino acids. NCBI's taxonomy places the organism in Eukaryota, Metazoa, Arthropoda, Arachnida, Ixodida, Ixodidae.